This is a messenger RNA of Cydia pomonella (codling moth), 1775 nucleotides long. RefSeq names its product Kv channel-interacting protein 4-like. Gene Ontology annotation, molecular function: calcium ion binding. The transcript is spliced from 9 exons. NCBI's taxonomy places the organism in Eukaryota, Metazoa, Arthropoda, Insecta, Lepidoptera, Tortricidae. The coding region runs from base 713 to 1303 and encodes 196 amino acids. The record is from RefSeq and is a predicted model, not a curated record.
CAGGCGGGUCGUAUGCUUGUUUGCCACCGUCGAGGUAUAAAAAAACAUCUUCCUAGCGUUGUCCCGACAUAUUAUUAUGCCAUCUAAAUAUGUAUUUCAUACUCAUUUUAACAUGAAGAUCUAAAUUUGAUUAUCUGCGUCUCUAUCGCUCGAAAAUGCAAGAGAACAUAACAUAGAGCUACAUAACGAAAUUACGAUUUUCACGCUAGGCCCCCAAAAAAUUUUUAGAGUUUCAGUUCUAAGUAUGGGGAACCCCCAAAAUUUACUGUUUUUUUUUUCUAUUUUUGUGUGAAAAUCUUAAUCCGGUUCACAGAAUACAUUAACUUACCAAGUUCCAACAGUAUAGUUCUUAUAGUUUCGGAAAAAAGUGGCUGUGAUAUACGGACGGACAGACAGACAUGACGAAUCCAUAAGGGUUCCGUUUUUUGCCAUUUGGCUACGGAACCCUAAAAAUCGUCCUUACCACGCCACACCCUGUAUAAACUAUCUCUUUCUCACAUCAAUCCAGUCACAAACCCUCUACGUCAACGUUGAACCCUCAGUCCGAAGCCAACCUCACGCGGGGCGGCCGCGCGCUCGCCCGCCACGCGAAAACCACUUGUUUGAGCAUACGUUUAAAGCUCAUAUUACAUCAACAAGUCUACGAACCAGUUAAUAGUGAGAUAAAAUCAACCAGACCUACAGGAUAUUGCGACGUCGACCGUAACCAGACAUGGAGGAAGAGUGCGAAGAGGCCCCAUUGCCGGCGCGGCACCGCCCCGAGGGGCUGAAGGAGCUAGCUAGGGGCUCCAAGUUCACGGCAAGAGAGAUACAACUCAUGUACCGAGGGUUCAAACAGGAAUGUCCUUCAGGAGUGGUCGAUGAGGAAUCCUUCAAGCAUAUCUUCUGUCAAUUCUUUCCUCUGGGUGACGCAACGCAGUACGCCCAGCUCGUGUUCAAUACUGUCAAACACAAACAGAGCGGGAAAAUUAACUUUGAGGAGUUCCUGGAGAUCCUGUCCCGCGUAGCUCGAGGCUCCGAGCAGGAGAAACUAGCGUGGGUGUUCCGACUGUACGACGCUGAUGGGGACGGCAGGGUUACCAGGCAGGAGAUGAUCAAAGUCGUGCAGGCCAUCUACGAGUUGGUGGGGGCCGCGGCACUCCCCCCCGCGCACCCCGCCGCUGCGCAGGACCACGUCGACAGGAUCUUUCAUCUGAUAGACACAAACGCAGACGGAGUGGUGACCCCCGAUGAACUAGCACGCUGGUGCGCGCGCGACCCCGCGCUGCGUCGCUCUCUGAACACCUUGGACACCGUGCUGUGACCCGCAGCCUCGGCGCAUAACAGCAACGAAGCGUGCUGUUCCGAUGCGCCCACCGAGCCGACAACCCCCUGCUGCGCAACCCCUGCGACCCCCGCGAACCCCCCGAAGCGUGUACCCCCGCCCGUGCCCGCCAGAGUUAUGGCUUCAGUAAGUAUUCUUCCAUGUCAUUUUCUUCCUUAUUAAACAAUAAAACAGUCAAUAUUUUAAACCUUAAUUCUCAUUUCAACUCAUAGUGUUGUGUUCCCGCCGGUGAGUAGUAGUUUUCUGCCAACAAACUGCUAUGCAGUUUGGCAGAUAAGUGACCAUAGCCGUUGUAACUUCUUUUAUUAAAAAAAAGUAAGUUUGCCAGAGCUUAGAGAGGGUGCGGAGUGUUAGGGUCGGCAACGCGCAUUUAACACCUCUGGAGUUGCAGACGUACAUAGGCUACGGAGACUGCUUAACAUCAGGCAGGCCGUAUGUUUCUUUGCCACUG